GUGUUUGGCCGUUAGCUGAUGGCCGAUUCUCAUCUAUUUAUUUGUCACACCGGCAGGGCCUCAUACGAAGGUUGUCACAAAGUGGUGUCAAGUAGUUUUCCUCAAAUUUGGCGCUCUCCAUUCAAUUUCUGACAGUACUAGUACUCUCACAAACGAUUGUGACAACUGGCAGUCGAGAGUGGUACCAUACAGUCAUACACGUACCAAUAUAUUUCCACGUGAAACAACAACAUUUUCAUGGAUCCCACAGACACAAGAAACAAAUAAUAUCAACAAACAUCCAUUAACCUAUCUUUCCGCCAUUACCUGGAACAUGGAUAGUGGCAGGAACAGGCAUUUUCUUCUUCCGGAAUCGCCAUCGCCUGUAACAACAGAACAUCUCGGUGAUAGUGGAAGUGAACGAAGCAGUGACGACCAAGAAGAAGGCAUUUCUCUAGCUUUGAACAAUCGUCCUCGAGGGUCCAUCAUGUCGUUGGAGGGCUGUAUGGAUACGAAUGGUGCUGAUGGUCCAACGUUAACGGAUGGGGUCGCAUCGUCAACAGGAGUGGAGUCUCAAGACGAACCGUAUUUCAAAGAGUUAGCCUCUCCUCCUGAAGCCGCAACUCCAGAAGCAGUGGUCGAACAAAAGCAAGGGAAAGAGCCAGUAGAUAGCUCGGCCGCGGAUCUACCAUCAGAGGAGACUUCCUCGGCUGAUCCGCCUACCACAACUGCAUUUGAGAAUGGCCACGUGGAAGGAAGCGAAACCCGUGGGAAAGACUCGGAAGAUGACACGAGGGAAGCAGUAGUAUUAUCAAACUCAACAACAACAACUGAGGAGGAUACGGGUUCUGCUAGCCCCGCCGAAGGAGCCGAUCCAGAAGGCGUGUCAGAGGACGAGCCUGAGCCUCUGAAAGAACAAGCAGCCACUACCGAAACAAUCGACGCUCCCCCCUCGGUCAACAACGGGAACCACCACACUGAAGCUGACGAUUCGCAGGUUGUAGAAUCUACAGACACAGUCAAGAGUACAGAUCCUCCAACAGCUAACAACAGCCCAGGCGAGGAAUUUGCUGCAAAUGUAGAGCAGGAGGCUGAAUCUACGAUUCCACCUCCUCCUCCCGACAUUGACCCAUCAGAAACAGUCAAUGGCAGCGGGCAGUCAGUGGAACUGGCAGUGGAUGAACCUACAAUAGAUGAAGCCAGCGAGAAUGGUCUAAAAGAAGCUGUCGAUGCUCCCGCGAAGGGACCUGUUGAUCCCGUGCCGGAGGCCCCUCCGAGCCCUCCAAUCAGACCGGUUGAUGCCAGCCCUGAAGUAACGUUGCGUAAGGUAGCGUCGGAAGCAGCGUCUGAGGACUUUGACGAAAAGAAGGACACGUCACCAUCCGAGAACGCAUUUGACAAAACGAAUCUCUUGAAGCCAACCGAACAAGAAGAAGAAAAGGUUCUAGUUGUUGAGACGGUAUCGACUCCUACAAACGAGCAGGAAUAUCAAGAAAUCACCCCGACUGCAAGCAACAAUAAUGACGGUUGGGAAAGUGUGGGGACUGAAGCCACUGCGACCGAAGAAGCAGCUUGCAAAAGGCCGAUGGACGCUAGUGGCAGAUGUUCUGUGGAUCUGCAAUCGAAACACGAUGCUGCAAAAAUUGAAGAUCCUCCUGAUCACGACAACGCUGCAAAACCGCCCACCCUGGCUGAAAUCAAAGAAGCACUGGGCGAAGAAUCAAGCUCCAGUGCUGCACCAGCUCUCGAGCCGAUGGAGACAAAGCAUAUCGAUGUUGCGUUCGAAGCCUUACCAACGCCCUUGGCUUCGUCCUCAAGGAGACAGAGUGAGGCGGCAAACAAGCUUGCUGCAGAUAUCGCCUCUGACCAGCAGCAAGGAUUGUCACCGGAUCUCCUUGCCAACAAGGACAAGGAAGGGUUCGGACUUUUGGCAAGGGGCGAGUCGUUCAAAAGUCAGGGGUUGCGCAAACAGCAACAGCAACAACAACAAACACAGCCAAUACUGCAACAAAACGUUAUUGAUUACACAAUCAACAGCAGUCAACAUCGAGUUCCACAAGAGCCAGAUGCCGUUCAUCGAAGGAAUGAUAGCGCCGUAGCUUCGCUAUCGAGAAGCAACUCAGGCCGUGGCGCAAUGUUAAACAACGACGGUCACCAUCUGGUCUCGCUAGACGACAAUUCUGGUCGACCCAUGGAAGAUAAUUCCUGGAGGCCGUCUCAUGUAAACGUGUCAUAUCCUCACAGCCCCCAAGGACUGCCCCCUCCUCUGGCCAUGGCACCUGCUGGAUCAUACAUGGUGAUGUCUCAGCAUCAGCAAAUUCAACCGCCUCAUGCUUUCAUGCCACCGCCUCCGGCCCCCGCUAUGAUGCAUCCCCAGGUAUCAGCACCUGCCAUGAUGCAUCCCCAAACGUCGUACCAUCAACAACAAUUGCAUCAACAGCAAUUGCUAGGUAGACCAACUUUUGGAUACCCUGGUGGAGUUACAGCUAUUCCGCCAAUGCCAACACCGCCAGCUCCAAGCGCACCCGCUGGAAAGCGGAAAAUUAAACUCAAACUCCAAGAAGAAAUAUUGGCGAGACCGACGGGACAUGCUCGAAGAGGCAGCUUCUUCUUUGCGCGCUCCACCAGGAAACUGAUGUCAUCGGCGCCAUUACUGGAGGGUGAAAUACACAGAAAUGAAUUGAAUCGAGGCACUAUAACGGUGUCCUGGUACGAAGGAACAUCCACAAACGAGCUCCAGGAGCAUGUUAAUCGUAGUAUGACGAGGAAACUCAAGCUGGAACCUGGUCACACACUGGAGGAUAUACGGAUUCUUGAUACGGCUAUGGAUCCACCAGAAGAGAUCGUCCUGAGUCCAUACAUUCCCAGCGGGUCGGAGUUUGUCGUGAGAUACAAGGUGCAGCAAGAAAGUGGUCGGAAAACUCCACCGAAAUUCUAUGGACCUCCUGAUUCACCUUCGGCGGCUCCAAGCCCGUUUCCGUCGAGUGGUAAUCUGGGGUCACUCGACACAUCUCAAUUGGCUCUCCUUCGAAAGCAACUUGACGCAGUGCAAGACGGUGAAUCGCGAAAGAAUGGAAAACACUAUCGAAGCAGACUUGCUCGCAACCAGGUCUCUCCUUUGAAGCUCGAUGCCAAGGAUGGCUCUCACAAAAGGGGCGAGACUUCUCCCAAGGAGAACAGGAGUGCUCAUGAAUCCGACGGCAGUGACAAUGACAACGACAACGAAAGCGAGACCAACACGCUGCAGCCUGAGAGCUCAGUAGACGCCAAAUUGCGACAGAUUACAGAGCUCCUGUUAUUGGACAAACAGCGCGACCAACGGUACCGGUAUCCACAAGUGGAGAAGAAACAAGUGGUCUUUGUUUUAGCCAAUUACUUUGUCCUCUUUGUUGCCUUGAUCACAAUCUCUGCAGAAAUCCAAGCAAGGGCACCCCAGUGGCUCUCGUGGGUAGAAAGUCAGCUUGAGAACGUUCACAAUUGCUCUGCAGACCAGGAAGCCUUGUACAAGUGCAUUUCCAACGGAGAAUUCGCUGGACUUUUUGCAACUCUAAUCCUGUGGUUGAGUCGAUCUGCGACAACAAAGCGACUUUUCUUGUUUGGAUUUGAUUCACCACAAAAGCUUUGGACAGUCUUCUACGAAUCAUUGGUUGGUGCCUUUUGUUGGGGCGUCAGCUAUAUGCUCAUUCGUCGCGGAAUGAACCCUGACACGAGACCGCAGUUUCUUCAAAAAUACUGGAAGGAUGCCGUCUACGGGAGUCUUGCUGGCUUCAAUGCCACUUUCAUGAAGCAGGUUCUGAAGAACUUGAUCCCCCAAGAAGCCGUGGAAGAGGCAUUCAACGACCGACAGCUGAAAAUCCUGAGUUGGUUGCCAAACUUUGCAUGAGAAUGCGAAAGAGGUCUGGCAAUUCACAAGUGAGAACAGAAUGAUAGAAAUAUCAAGAGCAGCGAGACGAUAGCACACGUAGUUUUACCGUGCUGCUCUUGGUUAACCAAUAGAAUCAUUGCUACAUUUUACUUUGCAAGUGCUAUUUGACGCAUUAGGGAACCCUGAUAGCAUGCUUGCCCUGA
Seminavis robusta is the source of this 4047-nucleotide messenger RNA. Lineage: Eukaryota; Bacillariophyta; Bacillariophyceae; Naviculales; Naviculaceae. The record is from the annotation of a GenBank genome assembly.